Aspergillus fischeri NRRL 181 is the source of this 1566-nucleotide messenger RNA. RefSeq names its product ankyrin repeat protein. Gene Ontology annotation, molecular function: protein binding. Lineage: Eukaryota; Fungi; Ascomycota; Eurotiomycetes; Eurotiales; Aspergillaceae. The coding region runs from base 1 to 1566 and encodes 521 amino acids. The transcript has a single exon. The record is from RefSeq and is a predicted model, not a curated record.
AUGCUCAUAGAAGGCUCCACUUCCAGCCACUCGCAGGCUAACCACCUCGUCUCUUUCGCACCGAGUACAACCGUGGCAUACCCCACUAGUCCUGGGGCCCAUGUCUCUGGCCAUCCUGAGAUCGGAGAGCCCCUAUCUAUGAUUGACCAGACUUUUGCCAACUUCUUCUCGAACUUGGAAGAGGAAUUGGCCUACACGAAGCUCCAUCAAGCAGUCAUGAACGAACAAGUAGAUGAGGUGAAAGCCUUGCUGAGCCGAGGGGCACCAAUUGAUGUCCCAGAUCGGAAGGGCAACCUGCCAUUGCAUUACACUGCUGACCAUCAGGACGAGAAGAUUGUCAAAUCCCUACUCGGCUAUCGCGUGGGAAAAAUCGAGCCCAUGGUGAAGCAAGAUCUUGCUCGACUCACGCUUGACCAUCGAAAUGCGGACGGAAAUACCCCUCUGCAUCUGGCCAUUUCAGCAAGAAGCUUAAACCAUGAUCAUCAAAGGAGCAUUGUGACUCAUCUUCUGGGGGCCGGAGCCAAUCCUUAUAUCCCCAACAACCUUGGUGUGACUCCGAUACAAAAGGCAGUGGACCUCGUCUCACCGACCAUGAGCUGGGAUCAUGGACGCCAUGUUGACAAGAUGCUGACAACCAGGGCCGCCGAUCUCACACCGGAGGAGCGAACAUCUCUGUUCAAGCUCUUCCUCGCAAAUUCAUACAAUGCUUGGGCUGACGUUAACAGUCACCUCAACGCAUUGUUCAGGAGUUUUCUAGGCAAUGGUGCUGAUCCGGAUGUGACGAUUGGACCGAACUCUCAGCGUCUACUGACAUACUUCUUGCACUAUUGCUAUAAGACUCGCUCUACCUCCCAGAAAUGUGACACCCGGCUUGCCACCUUGAUAUGUAAGAAAUUAGAUGUCGCGAGAGUCAACAGCAUAGGCGAGACGUGUGUCCAUCAGCUUAUUAGAUUCCUGGGUGCUUGGUACUAUGAUCCUUCAAUUUACGAAUUACUCCAGAUCGUGGUGGAAAGGGGAGCGGAUGUCAAUCACCUCAACACGGCUCAGCAAUCACCUCUGAUGCUGCUCUUGGAGAAAAGGCAGCUUGUAGACGACGUCUACACGGUGCUGGCAUUCCUUCUCAGUCGCGGAGCAAAUCCAUUGAUCCCCGAUGCGGCCGGGAAUUUUCCCAUAUAUGUGGCCAUUCGAAACAAUCCCUGGCUGGGAUCCAAGCUUGCGAAAAUGAUCCUUCACGUGGACAAUGGAUUAGACACGACUUUCCCCUGGCGGUUUACCUGGUGGCAAUCGUGGAUGCAGGCUAUCGCCUCGGAAGAUUGGGGCACGUCGGUAACGAUGCUUCAACAGACUGGCCACUCACCACCACGGGACAUCCAGGCCCUACUGUACCCACUGGCGUUGGCCGUUCUCGCCGAAAAACACCUGCGUCGAGCAAAAGACUGGUAUGAGAACAGUGAGAAAAGUCCUGAGCAACAGCACCAACACCGGACCACUGUGCGAAAUAUACUCCUGAAGAGCCCGUGGCUGGAUAUUGAUACAGAUUGGUUCCUGUACCUGCUGAAAUUGUAA